This is a messenger RNA of Linum tenue, 834 nucleotides long. The record is from the annotation of a GenBank genome assembly. NCBI's taxonomy places the organism in Eukaryota, Viridiplantae, Streptophyta, Magnoliopsida, Malpighiales, Linaceae.
AUGGAUUCCACCACCGCCACCGCAAACCUUCCGGCAGCGGAAGCUAAAAUAACCACCACCACCCCUCUGAUUCCCCCCAAACCAGUCGCCUUAGCCAACCCGAAAGUCAGUGACCGAGAUUUCCUGACCCACCUCGAAGCCUACCUCUCCAAACGAGACGGCGUCGACAAGCUCCUCAAGAUCUCGCGGUACGCCGCCAAGAUCAUCCUCUCCUCCUCGAUCCUCCCCGAAACCCUAAUUCUAACCACCCGCCUCAAGAGCUUCGAGUCCAGCGUCGGCCUCAGCCGGAAGGCAUUCCGCCUCGGAAAAUUCGUCCAGGACGUCAAUUCCCUCCGCCGCGGCGGCGGCAGCUCCUCCCACUUCCACUCCCGAAAGGAAUUGAUCCUCUCCAUCCUCGCCUACGGCGGCGAGGGAAUCUACUACUUCGUCGAGCAGUUCGUGUGGCUGUCCAAAUCGGGGUUAAUCGACGGGAGGCACGCCAAGAGGUUGGGGAAAAUCAGCGCCUGGGCGGAAUUCGCCGGAUACGUCGGGAGCAUCUCGUUGAAAUUUAGGGAUCUGAACGAAUUGAACGGAGAUAUGGCCGCGCUGUCGUCUACGAUCGAGAUAGCGCACUCGAGAGGGGUUCGGUGCGGCGAGGAAGAAGAGAGGAUGGAGAAGUUGAAGGCGAAGAUGGUGUUGAAGAAGCUGUCGAUCGUUCAGGAUUUCGCCGAUGGGUUUAUGGCGUUGGCUGAUAUUAGGGACGGGAAAGGGAAGCUGUCGUCGCCGUUGUUUUUGUCCUGCGCGGGGCUUUUGUCAGCCAUAAUUAGUACCCAGAAGAACUGGGCCGCCUGCUGA